AGAGUGGGAUAAAAAAAUGGAGCUUCAAAUGGGAAACAAUGGAGGUGCUUCUGGUGAUGAACAUUAUGAAGAUUUUAACUCUGGAAAUAAGGGAAAGAAGGCUUACCAUCGCCAUACUUGUCAACAGAUUCUGCAGCUUGAAAAAUUUUUCAAGGAAUGUCCACAUCCGAAUGAAAAACAGCGGCGUCAGUUGAGUAGGGAACUAGGCCUGGAGGCUAAACAGAUCAAGUUCUGGUUUCAAAACAGAAGGACGCAGGCAAAGGCGCAAAGUGAACGAUCAGAUAAUUCGGUUCAUCGGACAGAAAAUGAGAGGAUUCAUUGUGAAAAUCUUGCGAUCAGAGAGGCAAUGAAAAACGUGAUUUGCCCUGCUUGUGGAGGCCCCCCUUUAGGAGAAGAAGAACGCCAACGAAAACCGAAGUCACAGAUUGAUUUGUUGACGUCUGACGCUGGAUCUUCACAGGGAGAACUGCCAACAUUUGUCCAGAAUCAAAGGAUGGGAAACCCUGGCAUUGAUUUGGAACGGAAUCCAGGAUCGGACAUUAGUCAUUUGGCAUAUAGACUUGAAGGAAUUCCAGAUAUGGAAAAUGCACUCAUGGCUGAGACUGCUGCCGGCGCAAUGGAUGAGUUGAUAGGACUUUUGCGAGUAAAUGAGCCUUUUUGGAUCAAGUCUCCAUCUGAUGGAAGAUUCGUCCUUGAUCGGCUCAUUUAUGAGAGAAUUUACCCCAGGGCCGCUCACUUCAUAAGUUGCAAUGCUCGUGUCGAAUCAUCCAAGGAUUCGGCAACAGUGACCAUGCCUGGAAUGGACUUGGUUGACAUGUUCUUGGAUCCUAACAAAUGGGUGGAUCUUUUCCCGACAAUUGUUACCGAAGCAAGAACAAUUAAGGUACUUGAAGCUGGAACAGUAGGGAACCGUCAUGGUUCGUUGCAGAUGAUGUAUGAACAAAUGCACAUACUAUCACCCUUGGUUCGGCCUAGGGAAUUUUACUUCCUUCGCCUUUGUCAGCAACUUGAACCUGGGCAAUGGGUGAUAGCUGAUGUAUCUUAUGACUACUUGAAAGAAAGCGGAUCCCCUUCCUGCGCUUGGCGGCUUCCUUCUGGAUGCAUGAUCCAAGACAUGCCUAAUGGAUGUUCCAAGAUAAUAUGGGUAGAACAUGUGGAAGCGAACGAUAGGAUUCAAACUCACCGCCUGUACCGAGAUCUCAUAUGUGGUAGUUAUGCUUAUGGGGCAGAAAGAUGGAUUGCUAGUCUCCAGAGGAUUUGUGAGAGGCUCGCUUUCUCUACAGCUGUGCCUCCACGAGAACUCGGAGGAGUGGUCACUUCCCAUGAGGGUAGAAAGAGCAUAGUAGACCUAGCCCACAGGAUGGUGAAGAUUUUCUCUUCAAGUUUGGGUAUGUCAGGAAAACUGGAUUCCCGUCAAUUGUCUGAAGGGAACAAUAGUGGAGUUCGGGUGGCUAUUUGUAAGAAUGCAGAACAAGGCCAGCCGAUUGGCACAGUUGUUAGUGCUGCUGCUUCUUUUUGGCUUCCACUCUCACCUCAGAACGUGUUUAACUUCUUCAAGGCCGAGAAAUCGCGCACUCAGUGGGAUAUUCUGUCGAAUGGCAAUCCUGUGCGUGAGAUUUCACACAUUUCCAAUGGGGCUGAUCCAGGGAACUGCAUAUCCAUUAUUCGCGUAAUUUCUCAUCCUUUCUCUCCUAUUCUGGUGUGUAGAAAAUAG
Molecule: messenger RNA, 1714 nt
Organism: Populus euphratica (Euphrates poplar)
Lineage: Eukaryota; Viridiplantae; Streptophyta; Magnoliopsida; Malpighiales; Salicaceae
Product: homeobox-leucine zipper protein HDG11-like
Exons: 9
Coding region: 17-1714 (565 amino acids)
Biological process (GO): regulation of DNA-templated transcription
Molecular function (GO): DNA binding; DNA-binding transcription factor activity, RNA polymerase II-specific; lipid binding
Source: RefSeq, a predicted model, not a curated record